AUGGUGAGGGGUAAAUAUCGGUUACUCCCUUCAGAGGCUUUGGCGCUUACCUACGACUACCCAGAUUGGAUGAAAAUCUCGGGAUACUACACAACUCUGACAGUUGACAUCCUAGAAGACGGUGAUGUGGAGCUCUUCAUGGCAGUGAGGAUGGACUUUGUGAACGUGACCAUGUGUGUCGCAAUCGUAACGAGGAUGUUGGGCGCUACAUGA
This is a messenger RNA of Eruca vesicaria subsp. sativa (arugula), 213 nucleotides long. The record is from the annotation of a GenBank genome assembly. Lineage: Eukaryota; Viridiplantae; Streptophyta; Magnoliopsida; Brassicales; Brassicaceae.